AGUGUGUCCCCUCAUGAAAACCCCACUUCAAUGAAUCGCUGCCACUUUAAAUACUUUGACAGCUUCUGCCACUUCCAACUCUAUCCCUCACUAGCUAGCUGCACAUGCUAGCGCUUCCAGUCCCUGGAGCUGACACUAGCUUUUCCCCAGCGGGCUCAGGACGAGGAGGAGGGGGGUGAUAAGUGGCUUACUUCCUUCCUUCACUUCCACUGGACAAAACCCGAAGCAGGAUAAAGAAAAGCCUGUCAUAUUACUGAAGAUGGGAAAGUAAAGUGAGUGACAGAACUACUGAGACUGAAGCUGUGCUGAGGAAGUGCACGGCCGCUCUGUGACAAACCUCCAGGAACUCUGGCGAUGUCAGACAUACACGGCUAUCUCCUCUGUGCCAUCAGCUGUCUCUGCUUUCUUCCUGCUGGUCUCCGUGCUGAAGAAUGCAACCAGGCUGUUCUGGCAAGACGUGGAAAACUGGACACACCAGAAGGGGGCAAUCUGCUUCUCUCCUGUGUAAUCCAGCACUGUGGAGACCCCUGGACAGGGAUCUGGAUAUGGAAAAAUGUUACAGAUGAAAAGUUCAGCACCAUUAAGAACUCAGAUAGACGUCAUGUGACCAAUGAAAGGAUCUCGGUAAAUCAAACCCGCCUAGUUUUGAAUUUCCUGACAGUUCGCCAAUCAGAUGAAGGUACCUACGGAUGCAAGGGGACGUGGGGUCAAGGUGACACUGAUCUGGGUCAUCUGAUUUAUGUGAGCAUCACAGCAGCCGUCCCCUCUCAGAGGAUCUGGUUUCACAGGAUUUUGGUCUGGGCCGGUGCUUCUCUUUGUAUUCUCAUCAUUCUUGGAUUAGCUCGUCAUCUGAGUUCAAGGGUCGAGCCUCAGCCACUUCCCAGGCCGCUGUCUGCACAUGUAGCGGUAUACAGAGACCGACCACACCCGCCUCUGCUGCAGAAACAUGGCUCUCACUCACACAGUGCUCCCUACAGCUCCCAGCAGAAGGAUGAGGUGGUGUAUGCAGACAUUUCCAAGGAAGUACUGGGGCAACAGAGAGCCACCAGAGAGCCCACCCUGGAGCCCACUGUGUACUCAAGUGUCAAAUUUUUCUGACUGCAAUCAAAUUACACUUCUUGUUGGACAGGGCUUGAUCCUUGAUGUUGUCAGGAAACGUUGGACAUGGACCUUCAUAGACCAGAAGCUUCUCAUUUCUCAUUCUUCAUGUUUUUAAAGUUUCCUUCCUGAAUUUUGGAGAUAAACUCCGGUUUUUAUUAACUACCAAGUCUUUUAACUGAUCUACAGUUUGGCAUUACUUUUAAACUUCAACUAUCAGAGAGAACUUGAUGAAGCUUUAGUUUGUCCACUGAUUUACUUAUAAGCAUUUACACUAAACUUGUUGCAGGGAUGGGAAGGACAAGAAACCAUCAGUGCACAUGCAGUUCAGAGGCAGAUCUAAGAAUUUCCCAGCUUUCUUAAACUGUGUUAUGUGAAAUGAAUCCUUCAGACCACUUCCUUUUUUCUUUAACUGGCAGAGUUAUGUAGUUCUAGUUUUGACAGAUUACACUGUGAUGUAGUAACUAUUUGAAUCAUGAACAAGAGCCGCAAGCCAGAAUGUGCUGCAGGGAGAAAAAACUUAAAGUUUGUAGCUACAAAUACACACAUUUUCAUUUGUUUUUUUAAAUGUGUUAAACACAGGUCAGGUUUUUUCACUGUGUUCAUGUUUGUUAAAUAUUAAAGUUAGGCAGAAUUA
Paralichthys olivaceus (Japanese flounder) is the source of this 1735-nucleotide messenger RNA. RefSeq lists its product as uncharacterized. The record is from RefSeq and is a predicted model, not a curated record. Lineage: Eukaryota; Metazoa; Chordata; Actinopteri; Pleuronectiformes; Paralichthyidae.